UCAUACACAAAUGAUAUUUGAUUGUUGUAGUUGAGUAUAACACAAAUAAUAAUCCUACAAACACAUUUCCGCCCUCUCCUAAAAAAUUCAAAGAUAAAAAAGAGAGAUUGCCAGAUACAUGCAUGAAAUGGCUAAGAAGGCAGUGUUGAUAGGGUGCAACUAUCCAGGAACAAAGGCUGAGCUAAAUGGUUGCAUUAAUGAUGUGUGGAGGAUGCAUACAUGUCUCAUUCACAAAUAUGGUUUCUUAGAGAAUGAUAUCACUGUUCUCAUUGACACAGAUCAUUCUUACACUCAGCCUACUGGCAAGAACAUACGAUCUGCCAUGUCUAGGUUGGUUCGAUCGGCUCGACCUGGUGAUGUGCUCUUUGUCCACUACAGCGGCCAUGGCACCCGUCUCCCUGCAGAGACUGGGGAGGAUGAUGAUACUGGCUAUGAUGAGUGCAUUGUUCCCACAGAUAUGAAUCUCAUCACAGAUGAAGACUUCAGGGAGUUUGUAGAAAAGUUACCUAAGGGUUGUAGAAUCACAAUGGUAUCAGAUUCUUGUCACAGUGGUGGAUUGAUUGAAGCAGCAAAGGAGCAAAUAGGAGAGAGCACAAAGGAAGGAAGCCAACUUUCAUCCUCAGGAUUUAUAUUCCAAAACUUCCUUCACAGAACUGUCGAUGAUACCAUCAAGAAUGACAUUGGAGAAUACGAUGAAACUCAUAAUCAGGAAUACAGCUAUGUGAAGAAUAGGUCUUUGCCUCUUCCAACUCUUAUAGACAUGCUAAAGGUGAAAACUGGGCAAGAUGAUAUAGAUAUUGGAAAACUAAGAUCUACACUUUUUUAUAUCUUCCGAGAAGACGCUAGUCCUAAAGUGAAGCAGUUCAUGAAGUUUAUCUUAAACAAAUUUCAAUAUGGAGAUGGUGAGAGUGGAGGCCAUAGUGGAAUUUUGGGGCUGGUUAGCAAUCUUGCACAAGGGCUUCUCAAACAUAAUCUGAAUGAGAGUGAUGAGGAAUACGAAAAUCCGGUUGGGAAUGUCGAAGAAUAUGCAACAUCAACUAAACGCAAUUUUGUUGAUGGUGGAGUUCUACUGAGUGGAUGCCAAACUGACCAAACUUCGGCAGAUGCAAGUCCUGAUGGAAAUUCGAAGGAAGCUUAUGGAGCAUUUAGCAAUGCCAUUCAAGCUAUAAUUGCAGAGACUGAUGGUGUAGUUACACAUCGAGAGCUUAUCUUGAAAGCUAGGAAGAAACUCAAGAGGCAGGGUUACACUCAGAAGCCUGGACUCUAUUGUAGUGACCACAAUGUUGAUUCUCCUUUUAUUUGCUGAUUUCAUAGUGAUACAACUUAUGUUGGUUUGUAAGUACUUUUGAGUAUGGGACAAUUCAUGUUGCACAAAAGAAAUAUAUAUUUUAUCUAGUUGGUAAUGUGUAGGAGAUGACACAAUUGAGUUCCUAUAUCAUCAUAAGUGAAGGGGAAGUCAUCUAUAGUAUUUCCCUUUGUCAAUGAUCAUCCAUAUAGAUAUACAAUUUUGAAUUAUCAAGAAAAUUGGACAAUAUAAUUAAAAGAUUGAAAAGGACUUUGCGCAAAAAAUCAGCAA
This is a messenger RNA of Cicer arietinum (chickpea), 1576 nucleotides long. RefSeq names its product metacaspase-5-like. Gene Ontology annotation, molecular function: cysteine-type endopeptidase activity. Lineage: Eukaryota; Viridiplantae; Streptophyta; Magnoliopsida; Fabales; Fabaceae. The record is from RefSeq and is a predicted model, not a curated record. Gene Ontology annotation, biological process: proteolysis. Gene Ontology annotation, cellular component: cytoplasm.